AAACCAGAGGGAGUUGGAACACAGAUGGCACACCGCGAUCCUUCUGAAUAAGCUGCAAGAUGCUGACCAUGCCUAAGAUGGAGUUCCCAAAGGUCUUCUCCAACCAGAGGACCUUCACAUCUGCCAUCCUCAACAUGCUAUCACUCAGCCUCUCCACAACAUCCUUGCUCAGCAACUUCUGGUUUGUGGGCACACAGAAGGUGCCCAAGCCCGUGUGCGGAAAAAGUCUGGCAGCCAAGUGCUUUGACAUGCCGAUGUCCUUGGUUGGGGGCCACACCAACACAUCAACCCAGGAAGUGGUGCAAUACAGCUGGGAGACCGGGGAGGACCGAUUCUCCUUCCACACCUUCCACAGUGGCAUGUGGCUAUCCUGUGAGGAAAUCCUGGAAGAACCAGGGAAGAAAUGCCGAAGCUUCAUUGAACUCACACCACCAGCCGAGAGAGGUGAGAAAGGACUCCUGGAAUUUGCCACGUUGCAAUGCCCACGUCACCCCGCUCUCCGACUUAGAGGGAAGCGGUUGAUGGAGAAGGUUUCUCUCCCCAACCUUCUUCUCUUGGGGCUCGUGGCAAAGAUCCUCUGGUUAUCACUGGGAGCCCAAAUCACCUACAUUGGACUUCAGUUCACCAGCUUCCUCCUGCUACUAACAGACUUGCUGUUCACGUCCAACCCUGGCUGUGGGCUCAAGCUGAGCGCCUUUGCUGCGAUUUCCUCCGUUCUAUCAGGCCUUCUGGGAAUGGUGGGCCACAUGAUGUAUUCACAAGUCUUCCAGGCAACUGUCAACUCGGGUCCAGAGGACUGGAGGCCACAUGCUUGGAAUUACGGCUGGGCCUUCUAUAUGGCCUGGGUUUCCUUCACCUGCUGCAUGGCGUCUGCUGUCACCACCUUCAACAUGUACACCAAGAUGGUACUGGAGUUCAAGUGUAGGCACAAUAAGAGCUUCAAAGAAAACCCCAAUUGCCUCCCACAUCAUCACCAGUGUUUCCUUCAGCAACUGCCAUCUGCUAUCCACCCAGGGGUACCUUUGACCAGCUGCCACCAGUACCAAAACCAGCCCAUCCGCUCUAUUUCUGAAGGAGUUGACUUCUACACAGAGCUACAAAACAAGGGGUUUCAGCAAGGGUGCAGCCAGGGGCAAAAAGAAGAUGUGGCUGAGUCAUCUGUGGAGGAAGAGCAACAUUAG
Messenger RNA from Elephantulus edwardii (Cape elephant shrew), 1181 nucleotides. It is a transcript of the gene GSG1, whose product is annotated as germ cell associated 1. Gene Ontology annotation, cellular component: plasma membrane. NCBI's taxonomy places the organism in Eukaryota, Metazoa, Chordata, Mammalia, Macroscelidea, Macroscelididae. The coding region runs from base 60 to 1181 and encodes 373 amino acids. The transcript is spliced from 7 exons. The record is from RefSeq and is a predicted model, not a curated record.